AUGCGCGCUGCCCGGGAAUUCUGCCUUAGCGCGCGGCCCGGGGAUUCUGCCUUAGCGCGCAUGCCAGCAGGGUGUUUGGGAGAAUUUACCAAUGAAGACAUCCAGGACUGGAAUUCUCUAUGUCGGUAUAACCCAUUUGAAAAUGUUUAUUAUUAUUCUAACCAAACUUUUCAGAGAUGUGACAAAAGAAAAUUAGAGGAAGUUCAGAAGACAGCUCAUAAAUGGACAAGGCAUUCUUUAAGAAAAAUUUACCAAGGACCAUCUGAUUACUUAACUGUCAGGAAACAGGCUCCAUUCAGACAUCAUUAUACUCCUAAAACCCACCCUCAAAAGGCAGAAUCUAAAAAGUCCAAAGAUGACAAAAAAGAAACAACUUUUAAGAAAUAUUCUAAGAAAAAUACAAGCCCACAUGAAACAACUCCAGAAUCCAAGAAAAUAGUAAAUGACAAAAAAAGUAAAAGAGGAAUUAAAGCAGAUAAAACUCCAUCAAAAUCAUCAUAUGAAAGUGAACUAUCUAAGAAGUCAAAGUACAAAUCAGAAGCAAACCCAGAAUCCAAAGAUUCUAAGGCAGUCUUGAUGAAGGAUCCAAAAAAAAAUAAGAGAGAUUCAAAGAAUUCCAAAGAGACAGACAUUGAAUCCACAUGCACAAAGAAGGAUUCUAAGAUCUCAAAGAACAAUUCUGAUGCUAAAUCAGAGACUUGCUCAAAAAACAGUUCAAAUAUGGAUUUAAUUAUGUAUUUAGAGGAGUCUGGUGCUGAAUCCAUGGAAUUUGAUAUGUGGUUAAAGAAUUACUCACAGAAUAAUUCAAAGAAGUCUUCGAAGAAGGAAGCAAAGAGUUCUGAUGCUGAAUCUGUAGACUCAAGAGAUGCAAAGACUGAUAAGAAAGAUACAAAGAAAGACAACAAGAAGGAUGCAAAGAAGGAUGUAGAGUCUACUGAUACAGGGUCUACAGACUCAAAAGAUGCAAAAAAAGAUUCAAAGAAGGCUAAGAAAGAUUCAAAGAAAAAGGAUGCUAAGAAAGACAAAGAGUCUACUGAGGCUGAAUCUGAGUCUGAGUUGGAGUCAAAAAAGGAUAAGAAAGAUUCAAAGAAAGAUAAGAAAGUUUCACAGAAAGAUGACAAGAAAAAAGCUUCCAAGAAGGACACAGUGUCAACUGAUGCUGAUUCUGAAUCUGAAUGGAAUUCAAAAAAGGGUGAAAAAAUUGAAAAGAAAGAUAAGAGAAAAUCAAAGAAAGAUGACAAAAAGAAGUCUGCAAUGAAGUCUGAAGAAUCCAGUGAAACUGAAUCUGACUGGGAGUCAAAGAAGCAUAAAAAAAUGUUAAAGAAGACUAAGGGAGAUUCAAAGAAAGGUGCCAAGAAGCAGGAUGCAAAAAAGGGCAUGGAGUCUACUAGUGCUGAAUCUGAUGAGUCUUCCGGGAAAGGCCCAAAGAAGCGCGGAAUCUUGAAAAGUUCACACGCUGAAUCUGAAGAGUCAGUACAUAAAUUUGGGGCUAAAAAGAAAGGAGUUGAUGAAUCAGAUGCCACAUCUACAGAUUCAAAGAAGGAAGCACAAAAGAGAGAACACAAAAUGUCAUUCAAAAAGACCACAUUCAAAGGAAAAGAGACACAUACAGGUAGAGUUCCUCCAUCAAGAGAAAGACCACCACUACCUCCUUGUAAGCCUUUAUUACUGUCACCUAAGGUCAAACGUCUCUGUAGGUGCAAGAUGCCUCCUCCACCUCCAAAACCAAGAUAUGCUCCUUUGGUAUGUUUACUCCUGUUUUAUUUGUAG
Molecule: messenger RNA, 1770 nt
Organism: Hipposideros armiger (great roundleaf bat)
Lineage: Eukaryota; Metazoa; Chordata; Mammalia; Chiroptera; Hipposideridae
Product: cylicin-1-like
Exons: 3
Coding region: 1-1770 (589 amino acids)
Cellular component (GO): acrosomal matrix; nucleus
Molecular function (GO): structural constituent of cytoskeleton
Source: RefSeq, a predicted model, not a curated record